AUGACAAGGAAGUAUACUCAAGCAGAAAAAGGGAAGAGCUUAGCACCUCCUACUGAACCACCUCGAGUUGGAAGAGUAAAAGUGCCGGAAUUUGACAACUCAGCGUUGAUGAAGCAACAUCACCUGACAAUUAUUGGAAGGCUAACAAAUCCCAAGAUCCAGCGCUUGUGGUCUCUCCUGCCGUUCUUCUCUGAACACUGGAAGACAAGCUCCCCUGCAGUUGGAGCGGAUCUGGUCAAGGAACAUUUCAGUAUACUUUUGCGACAAAAGAAGACAUGCAGCUAG
Molecule: messenger RNA, 285 nt
Organism: Microthlaspi erraticum
Lineage: Eukaryota; Viridiplantae; Streptophyta; Magnoliopsida; Brassicales; Brassicaceae
Source: the annotation of a GenBank genome assembly